UGAGGCAAGAAGGAAUAAUGAAAGAUGCUUUACGUUUUUUGAAAAACAUACGGAGUGUCCCCUGAUCAAAUGGUUGAAAGCUUUACGCCAGGUUGACGAUGUCGAAUGUAGUAUGGCAAUCAACGCCAUUUUUAUUUGCUACCUACUGACUGCGCUGCUGCCUGUGAUCGCCCGCUCUCCGGAAAAUAAAACGCGCCAUGACACAUCCGCACAGCGUCGUACUCCUAUGCAUCAGGUGGCCCUGCUUUCGGAAGAAAGCGCUUCAUCUGGACUGCAGCGCAGUACCAAUAUAGUAAAUGGAGAUCUGAAAGAAGCAAUAGCGGGGUACCAGUUUUUGAACAGCGAAUACAGAUCCUCUGCUGAAAACGUAACAAACGCAGACCGAAGAAAAGAAAAGCAUGGAGAUAAGGAAAAGAAGCACAGCGCAGUGCGUAAGCUUACUCCAUACAAACAUCAAUACAGGAUCACGCAGUUUCCUUGGAGGAAUGGCAGCGUGAGUGAUAACGCAACCAUUGAAACAAAUCGCACAAAAAGCCAUGAGAAACGGGUAACCAGAUCCAACUCAAGUAAUUAUUCCAGCGUCACAGGUGCACGCAAGCUGGAGGAGAUAUCGUAUCAAUCGAAAGCAAUUACUCCAGCCCAAAAUAGAUCCAAGCAACGUGCUUUGAGCCAAAGUUCGUGGCAAAAUGCUGAAUCGGUUGUCAAGAAAUCACCUGUCACAAAGGCUUUUCGCAAAUGGAGCAGCACCGAGGAAAUCUUUUCUACGGAUUCUACGAAUCUCGAGGGCAAAGUGCCAGUGUCACGUCGAGAAGAGAGCCAUGGUGGGAAAAGUUCCAACAAAUCUGCCUAUGAAACAUCCUCGAGUCGACCUCUAAACGAUAAAAAGAACGCCUACGCAGCGUCGAAUUCAAUCAUAACCGUCACUGAAGGAGCAGCCGCGUGGCAUCCAGAGCAAAAAUUUACAAAUCAGCUCAUUCCGGCUCCACAAGAAAAUCAAAACACAAAGCAACAAGCGCGCAGUUUGGUGGGACAGGCUACAAAUGCAGCGAGCCAAAACACCGAAGAAGCUAUGUCAGUGGGGCGAUAUAGAGAACCCUUCUAUUCGUCUAAUAAAGCCACCAAAGAGGGGACAACGCAACAAGCCAUCGUUCCUGGUACAUCUCGCGCAGCGCCAUCUCGGGGAAUUGUGCGACAAAAUAGAAAGACUCCAGCGUGUUCUCAGGCCGUUACACAGCAUAAUAUGCGCCGUCAAACUAAAUCCGCAAAAGAAAAUUCAAUCACAAGAAAUACCUCCAUUCAAACGACACCUCGAAUGGCGCCCUUCGGAACGAAGCCAGGAGUUUGGCCAACGCUGACAGCAUCGAGCCAAAGAACACCUGUGGUGACUUCAUUAUUAUCGACCCAAGCAAGAUUUCAUGUAAGCACUCCGUUCGCUGCUCUUCCAAAUGCAACACGCUCACAAAUAGCAUUCGCACCAAUGUCGAAACAACCAAAAAUUAUAAGCACCACCAGUGGUAACCAGCCGUACGCCUUACGCCCUGCCGAUGAAAAGCAUGUGUUCCAGCUCGGAAGAACACCACGGAGCUCAACGCUGCCCACUAGUUUUGUACCAGCGAAGGAUAUAAAACUACUUCCAGAUAGCAAAGUUAUUAUUGACAAAACAGAACCAAGUACGCCAAUUCUAGCAACAAAUGGAGCAAUUUCGCAAGUUACAAUGCAGCGAAAACUAGUUUCCGUUUCAGACCCAAGACCAGAAACAAAUCAAGCGCGGGAAACACCGCCGUUUCCAUUGGCUCCCCAAAUGCAUAUAACCAAAGUACUACAUGCACUGCCUCUUGGCAGGACAUCAGCCGAGCCAGCUUUUGCAUCAGUACCAGACCAAUCAACGCAACUAGGAAGACCUGAUGGCAAUAUGCCACCUGCAGUGACACCGGCGCUUCAAGUCAGAAGCCAGCAGACGACAUCUCCAUCCCGGUUCACUCACAACACAUUCAUAAUGGCGUCUUCAAUCCCAAUGGCGGAAAGCCCGCUGUCCGUUACAGCAUCAGGAACAGGCAAUGCGCGUGCGAUGCCUCCGUUCACUGGAAAAACAGGGGCCCGGCAAAGUUAUGUGAAGAGUUUUGUCCUACAAGCGGCACCACGAGUAAAUAUGGGGUAUGGAUCAGUGCUGCAAGAACGCCCACCAGUAGAAAGCAGCGCCGCUGUUACGCAGCCAUAUGCAGUUCGCCCUGUAGAACAAAAGCAAAUAAUCUAUACAAGAACUAUACCACAGAUGACGUCCGCGUCUGCGAGUACGCUACAAGCGAUAAAAGCCAAAAUGCAGGCCACGCCGAUUCUGAACCCAGCUGGGAAUUCCCAAGUACUACUCAAGCAGCCCACAAAUCCAUCUUCGGCUAUGACCGUUCCUGGUGAAAGACCGCGAAAAGAUCCCGCUCGUACAGCACUGCCGUUACCAUGGUCGAUUCAAACUCAAAAAGGAGAAAUAGCCUAUGCAGUGCCUCGUGGUAAGCCUCUCAAAGCGCCAAGUUUUGGAGAAAUUCCAGAGAGUUUACCGCAUUCCACAAGACGUAAAGCUAAUAUGGAACGCGCAUUGCCUAAGACAGCAGACAACGGAAAACGGAAACGGAAAACGGAAAACGGAAGAGGCAACAAUCUCGCCAUUGGGAACGAUGCUGGAGACGCAAGAGAGUGCCGCAAGUACCAGAGUGGUGAAGAGCCAACAAAUGCUUCCUGCUAG
This is a messenger RNA of Dermacentor andersoni, 2737 nucleotides long. NCBI's taxonomy places the organism in Eukaryota, Metazoa, Arthropoda, Arachnida, Ixodida, Ixodidae. The record is from RefSeq and is a predicted model, not a curated record.